AAACUACACCUCCCGCCGUCCUCUCCGCUGUGGAGCCGAAAGCGAAAACAAAUUUUGGGCUGCGAGGGCGCUGCCCUCCGCCGGGCACCCCCUCUCGCUUCCCGCCCCUCCGGCGCCCUCCGGCGAGGUGGGGAAACGCUAGGCCGCGUCUUUCUCUUCUGGUUUCCUGGGCUCCCAGCGUGGCGAGCGCGCGGGGACGCAGGCCUCUCUUCACCUGAGCCGGCCUCGCGCGCGCGCCGGGGGCGGGGGCUUCCUCGCCUCACACUAGUUGGGACGAGGAAACUUGUGCGGGCGGCCACCCCCCGGCCCUGUUCCUGAGCCGGGCAGCGAGGCCGUCGGGAAGUGACUUCUCACUGUCGGGGUUUUCUUUAAUUCCACCCCCACCCCUGCUUUCCCUGGGCGCGUGGUCCCUCCCGGGAGGCGGCUGCGUGCGGACAAGCAUGCACUAGGCAGGGCUCCCCUAUGCGCCUGGAGAGCGCGGACCGCUGCCUCGGGCCGCCGCCGUCUCCUGCCGCCUCCCCCGGAGCCCGAGCCGGAGCCGCCGCCUGUCCCAGGCCGGGGCGUCGAGCAGCUGGCGGCGCGGCCAUGUGGGGCUAGCCCGCGCCGCGCCUGGCCUGCAGCAGGACCGGCAACAUGGAGGCGGCCGUCGGCGCCCCCGACGGCGAGGACCAGGGCGGCGCGUGGCCCCGCGAGGACGCGACGCCCAUGGACGCCUAUUUGCGGAAACUGGGCUUGUAUCGGAAACUGGUCGCCAAGGACGGGUCUUGCCUGUUCCGGGCCGUGGCGGAGCAGGUAUUGCACUCUCAGUCUCGCCAUGUUGAAGUCAGGAUGGCCUGCAUUCACUAUCUUCGAGAGAACAGAGAGAAAUUUGAAGCGUUUAUAGAAGGAUCAUUUGAAGAGUAUUUAAAACGUUUGGAAAAUCCACAGGAAUGGGUAGGACAAGUGGAAAUAAGUGCUCUUUCUCUUAUGUACAGGAAAGAUUUUAUAAUUUAUCAGGAACCAAAUGUUUCUCCUUCACAAGUAACUGAAAAUAACUUUCCUGAAAAGGUAUUACUGUGUUUUUCGAAUGGAAAUCAUUAUGAUAUUGUGUAUCCCAUAAAAUAUAAAGAUAGCUCUGCUAUGUGUCAGUCUCUCCUUUACGAAUUGCUGUAUGAGAAGGUAUUUAAAACUGAUGUUAGUAAAAUCAUGAUGGGACUAGACACCUCUGAAGUAGCUGAUGAGAACAACAGUGAAAUAUCAGAUUCAGAGGAUGACAGUUGCAAGAAUAAAACUGCCACUCCUAAUGACGUGAAUGAAUUUAAACCUUUGGCAGGCGAUGAGCACCCAAAGAACAAUGGGGAGUCUACUAGCCUUUCUUUGUCUAGAAAGGUUCUUAAGUCACUCAAUCCAGCAGUCUAUAGAAAUGUGGAAUAUGAAAUCUGGCUGAAGUCUAAACAAGCUCAACAAAAACAUGAUUAUUCCAUUGCUGCUGGCUUACAAUAUGAAGUUGGAGAUAAAUGCCAAGUUAGGUUAGAUCACAAUGGAAAAUUUUCUAAUGCAGACAUUCAAGGAGUUUACUCUGAGAAUGGACCAGUUUUGGUUGAAGAACUGGGAAAGAAACAUGCACCGAAGAACCUCAAACAACCUCCCCUAGAAAGCUGGAACACAGUGUCAGGGAAGAAGAUGAAAAAACCUUCUACUUCUGGACAAAAUUUCCAUUCUGAUGUGGAUUACAGAGGGCCAAAGAAUCCAAGCAAACCAAUAAAAGCCCCAUCAGCACUACCUCCUAGACUUCAGCAUCCUUCGGGAGUAAGACAACAUGCAUUCUCUAGUCAUUCUUCAGGGUCACAGCCUCAGAAAGCCUCCAGUGAGCACAAAAAUCUUAGCAGGACACCCUCACAGAUCAUAAGAAAACCUGAUCGUGAGAGAGUUGAGGACUUUGAUCAUACGAGUCGAGAAUCUAACUAUUUUGGCCUCUCUCCAGAAGAGCGCAGAGAGAAGCAAGCUAUAGAAGAAUCUCGUUUACUUUAUGAGAUUCAGAACAGAGAUGAACAGGCUUUCCCAGCCCUUUCCAGCUCAUCAGUCAGUCAGUCAGCUUCUCAGAGUAGCAACCCAAGCAACCAGAGAAAAUCAUCACAUGUAAGUGAUAGAAAAGGAAGUAGGCGGAGAAUGGAUACAGAAGAACGAAAAGACAAAGACUCUUUCCAUGGACAUAUUCACUUGGAUAAAAAACCUGAGCCAAGCACAUUGGAGACUGUUAGUGAUAGUAAAUGUGCAAGAGUUUCAUCACCAUCAAAGUCAAAGAAAUUAGAGUGCCCAUCCCCUGCAGAACAAAAGCCAGCAGAACAUGUGUCUUUGUCAAAUCCAGCUCCCAUUCUAGUUUCUCCAGAGGUACAUCUAACUCCUGCGGUGCCUUCUUUACCAGCCACUGUGCCAGCCUGGCCAAGUGAACCUACAACUUUUGGACCAACAGGUGUUCCUGCUCAAAUUCCUGUUUUGUCAGUGACACAGACUCUGACCACUGGACCCGAUUCUGCUGUAUCCCAAGCUCAUUUAGCACCCUCUCCAGUUCCUGUGUCAAUACAGGCAGUUAACCAGCCCUUGAUGCCUUUGCCUCAGACAUUGAGCCUUUACCAAGACCCACUCUAUCCUGGGUUUCCUUAUAAUGAAAAGGGAGAUCGAGCCAUUGCACCACCUUAUUCACUGUGUCAGACAGGGGAUGAUUUGCCUAAAGAUAAGAACAUUCUUCGGUUCUUCUUCAAUCUUGGCGUGAAGGCAUAUAGUUGUCCUAUGUGGGCCCCACAUUCUUACCUGUACCCUCUGCACCAGGCCUACCUGGCAGCCUGCAGGAUGUACCCAAAGGUCCCUGUCCCUGUGUAUCCUCAUAAUCCUUGGUUCCACGAAGCUCCUUCUGCUCAGAAUGAAAGUGAUUGUACCUGUACCGAUGCACACUUUCCUAUGCAGACUGAGGCCAGUGUUAAUGGUCAAAUGCCACAGGCAGAGAUUGGACCGCCGACAUUUUCUGCACCUCUGGUUAUCCCUCCAUCUCAGGUGUCUGAAAGUCAUGGACAGUUGUCUUACCAGGCUGAUCUUGAAUCUGAGAACCCUGGGCAGCUUCUUCAUGCUGAAUAUGAAGAGUCACUAAGUAGCAAGAAUAUGUUCCCACAUCCGUCCUUUGGACCUAAUCCAUUCUUAGGCCCAGUUCCCAUUGCACCUCCUUUCUUUCCUCCUGUUUGGUAUGGGUACCCUUUUCAAGGAUUCAUAGAAAAUCCAGUAAUGAGGCAGAAUAUUGUCUUGCCCUCUGAUGAAAAAGGAGAAUUGGAUCUGCCCCUGGAAAGCCUGGAUCUAUCUAAAGAAUGUGGUUCAGCAGCAGAUGAGUUUCUGGAAGGCAGGGGUGAAGUUGCACAUUCUGUCCCUGAAGCAAGUGUGAGCAAUAAGCUUGAAGGCCGGGUGGAGCAAUCGUCCCAGACACGGAAGGCAGAUAUGGCAUUGGCUUCCAUCCCUCCUGUAGCAGAAGGAAAGGCUCAUCUUCCCAAUCAGAUUCUAAACAGAGAGAAAGAAGCUGUGCCUGUUGAACUUGAGUCUAAAAGGACCACUCAAAGUCUGAAAGAAAAACCAGAAAAAGUAAAAGAUCCUAAGACUGCUGCUGAAGUGGUCAGCCCUGGGGCCAACUCUGUGGAUAGCAGAGUGCAAAGACCAAAAGAAGAGAGUUCAGAAGAUGAAAGUGAAGUGUCUAAUAUUCUGAGAAGUGGUAGAUCCAAGCAGUUCUAUAAUCAGACUUACGGAGGCAGGAAGUACAAAAGUGAUUGGGGCUAUUCUGGUAGGGGUGGAUAUCAACAUGUGAGAGGUGAGGAGUCCUGGAAAGGGCAGCCAAGCAGAAGCCGGGAUGAAGGUUAUCAGUACCAUCGAAAUGUCAGAGGACGACCAUAUAGGGGAGAUAGGAGGAGAUCAGGGAUGGGAGAUGGCCAUAGGGGACAACACACUUGAUGGUUGUUGCUAGAGUAUUUAGAGCAGAAAUCCUUUCUUAGGUGAAUGUUUCUGAAGGCUUUAAAAAAAAACACAUUAAAAUAAAAACCCAAAUUGGAACUAUUUCCUCCCCUUCCCCUUGACCCUCACUCUCAUUUUGGACAUGAGUUCAAGGGGGCAGGCAAAUUCCUGGCAUUGCCAUUUUUCUUUAUUCAAAAUCUGAUUUAUGUAUCGGGUGACAGCUCCCAUAAGAAGUAGAAAAUAAGUUUGUUAAAGUAUUUUUUAUAAACAGCUUAGUAUAAUUAGUGUUUGUUCUUUUUCCUUGUAUAAGUUUGACUUCAAGCAUUGGAAAAUAUAUGCUUUAUAGUGUUUACUAAAGUGACAAGAAAAUACACCAUUUGACACACUAUAGAUUCCAAAACGUAACAUUGCACCAAAUAGAAAUGUAUAUUUUAUUAUGCAAUGCCUUAGUCAUAAACUGGGCUCAAACAAUUCUCAGCCUAAAACACUGUUGUCUUUUAAAAUGCUUCCAACCCAAAGGCCUUUCAUCUCAAUAUCUGUCAAACUUGAAUAAUGUCUUCUCUUUAAUAUUACACAUAAGGCAGCCUAUUAACCUGUGUCUUAGUAAUGUUGUAUAUAGUUCUUUUAAUAUUCAUAGGGUAUAUUUUUGAAUUUUGGUGAGUAUUUGUUUAACUUGAGAUCGCAUACAAGAAUAGAUGUUUAAGAAAUAGUAGGAAAUCCAAUGAAAUGGCUGUUUCCACCAAGAAUUCUUAGCACUGGUGUAAAUAUCAUGGUGCCUACUCGAAAGAAAUGUAGAUGCUAUGCAUUUUGAAAAUAAUCUGCAUCUGUUAAAACUGCAGAAGUUUUUUAAUGCCACUUUAACACUAAUGCACUGACUGACAGAUUCUAAAUAUUUUGUGAGAAGAAAUGUUAAAAAUUUUUAGCUUGACAGGUUUCUAGAGAGAGUUACUGUGUUUUGUUUUUCUCCUUGCACCAUUGGUUAUGUGUAUCACUUUACGUUUGCAUGUUCAACUUGUCAUGGCUGGAACUAUUAGAAAAAAAUAAGAUGAUUGUGACUUCUAGUUCUUUUCUAGAGGAUGCUGCUAGAAAAUGGUUUUGCUUUGUAUGUUAUAAGUUUGUUAUUGUUAGGUAACAUGUCUUUGAUCCUGCUUCCUUCCAAUGUUUGCAGUGUUCACUAGAGGUUCCCUUUGCAUGUUGCACUCUGUUCUCAUUUGGAGAUUGGACUCUCUGAAUUAACACAGUAUUCAUUCAUCUGUGUUACUUUGUAAAAAUAACUGUAGCUUAUAUUUCUUAUUUGUACAUACCAAUGUGAAAAUCUGCCCUUAAUGUCAAGAUUAUGUUUUGAUCAGGAAGUUUGAGUGCUAUGCAAAUAAUAGUAAUUUCUCUUUGCAUGCCAUGUGUACAUAAUAUAUCUAGCCAAAAAUAGAUGUGGUGGCUUUUUUUUUUUUUUUAAAGCAAAUUACUUUAAAUGCUAAUACAAUUCACUUGAAUUUGACAAACUGAAGCAGAUGAGUUUUCUGGGUUCUCUGAUAACCUACAGGAAUGUUUGGAUGCCAGCUAGGCUCAGUGAGAUCUCCACUGUACUGUAAUAAUGGUUAUUUACCUUUGUGCUAUUUUAAUUACCUAAUGUCUGUUUAACUGCUGAUUUGAGUAGUAAUUAGCAUUUAGAUAAUUUUGUAACAUAGGAUUUUAGAGAGCACUUUGAAAGAUAACAUUAUGAUGGUGCUAGGUAAAAACUUAUAAAGACUGGGAUGGUUUUGUGGAAAGGAAAAUUCUUGAGAGAACCUGUUGAAAGGAAUUUCUGUUGUCAUCUUCUAAGCUAGAUAAGUUGUUGAAGGUACUGCUUAAGCCAUUUUUUUCUUAAUAUCAAUUGCUGAAUUAUCGAAUGAGAAGAUUAGAGGGUCCUCCAUUUUCAGCCCAUACUUUUUUAUGUAGGAUUAACUUACCUGAUAAAUUUUAUAAAAAUCACAUUUUGAUAUAAAUAACAGAUUUAAAGUUCAAUAUAAGUUUGAUCUCAGGAGUCCAAAAGAAAUUGCUGUUUCCAUUGUCCUUCAUUUUAUUGACUGGGGUUUGGUCUCAGUUUCUGGAACAGAAGAUUGGAUAGGAAAGCAUACUAUUCAUUUCUUUACCAUCACUUUGUCUUACCUCAACUGAGAAACAGAAUACUCUAUAGCUCCUGAAAGAAACACUGAUUUGGUUCCUGUUUCCCAUAUGUCAACUCCAGGGCAUAAUGGAAACAGUGCUGAAAGAGAAUUUUAGUGGAUGGUACUAUUCUCAGUGAACUCUGGAAGAACUCUGACUUUUGAUAGUUUAAAAAUUAUCAAUCUUUGCAUGAAGAUCAGUUUUUUUUCCUUUAGAUUUGUUUUAAAAUGUAUAAGUCCAGGGGAUUUUGCCUUAUGCUGAGGUCAAACUAGGGCCAGGCAAGCUUUUUGUCUUCCUUUAACUGUAUGUCAUACUGUAUGUUGACAAAUGUAAUAUUUCUAUAUAAGAAAAAGGAAGCAAAAGUAUAGAACUCUAAGAAUCAUUUGUAUUUUGAGUUGGAAAUUAUGAAAGUUCACCGUAUUACAAUCACACACAUUUUGAAGAACAAAUGUUUAGACUGACCAAAGCUCUCUUGUUCUUUUUUUAGUUAGGUGCUUUUGCAGAGCUUGAUUCUAUCCUCCUUUCCUUUUAGUAGUAUGUAUCUCUUCUUCAGGUUCCUUUCCUCUUGGAUAAAUCUUCAACUCUUGUCCCAUGUGUUCCUUGGCAGCAGGAUGCUGGCAUCUGUGUAGUCCUCAUGCUGUUUACUAGUAACCCACAAGUUCAUUUUCAUGCAGACCUAAACUCAGACCUUGCCUUGACCUGGCAGGUUUCCCAAACCAUAAUGCUGAUACAGCUUAUUUGAUGCAAACUCUAUUUUCUUGCAGUGUGUUGUAUCCUUUGUGACUCAAGGUUGAGUUAAAAUGCCUGUGAACUGCAAACUUGAUUGACUUGGUGCAAUAAAGUUCCUUUCUAACCAGACUGGUUUAGAAAACAUUCAGCCAUCCUACAAACUAGCAAUAUUUAUUUUUGCCUCAUUUGUUUUACCUACAGUUUUAGAUGAGGUAAACUUUUUGUCUUUCACUUUAUGGGUACUAAGCAAGGUCCAUUCUAAGUGUAGCUGAAGAGAAUGCAUAUUUGGCUACACUGUUUCUGUUUACUGUAUUUUGCUCCCUAUAUUAUAUCUAAAUGCUAUUAUUUUUGUUUAAAAUUCUAAUGGCUCACUUCCAGUAUGUCAAUUUCAAAGAACUAAGGUUUUGCUACUAGUGUCAGACAUUUACUCUCCCAUUAAUUGGGAUUUUUUUAAAGAGAUUUUUUUUUCUCCCCUGAAAUACAAGUUUUAGAAAAUCCUAUAAGAGGGGUGGGUGCAUGUCUUAAUGCUGGGAAACAGCAACUUUAGGGUUGAAUUUACUUGAAUGGAUUAAAAAUUGCAUUGUUAUGGAGUUAGAAAAAACUUAUGUAUGAAAAAUGAUAAUAGCCUUACACUGAGUACAAGUAAUACUUAAAAGCAUGUGAAGAUGUGAUCAUUUGUGAUGUUACAUGUAAAAAAAAAAAAGUAUAUAUACAUAUCUUUUGAAGUGUUGGAAAGGAAAAUAGUACUUUAUAUACUUUAUCAUAUCACUUUUUGUAAGUGUUGAAUAUAUUCCUGUUUAUUUUUCUAUGUUCUGUUUUGUAGCCUUAAGAAGUGUUUCAAACAUAUCUGAAUGUAUAAAAUAAGAGUAAAUGCCCUACAUGGUGUGAUGCUGCAUUAUAUAAAAAAACUGUGUGCAUAUAUUAAAUUUUGUCUCUUGA
Molecule: messenger RNA, 7776 nt
Organism: Cynocephalus volans (Philippine flying lemur)
Lineage: Eukaryota; Metazoa; Chordata; Mammalia; Dermoptera; Cynocephalidae
Gene: OTUD4
Product: OTU deubiquitinase 4
Exons: 21
Coding region: 634-3966 (1110 amino acids)
Biological process (GO): protein deubiquitination; regulation of protein K48-linked deubiquitination; negative regulation of toll-like receptor signaling pathway
Molecular function (GO): K63-linked deubiquitinase activity; cysteine-type deubiquitinase activity
Source: RefSeq, a predicted model, not a curated record